AUGAGUAGUAGUACUACAGACACACCACCAACUUCAACGACUUCUACAACUUCUACUACAGAGAUGAAAAAGGAUGUGACAAUGUUGGAUGACGAUCAGCAGCAGCAGCAGCAGCAGCAGCAGACAAGUACAACUACGACUACUGCCAAUAAUAUGGUCAACGAAGCAGACUUUAGAAUAUCGAUUUCAAUCCCACCUGACAAUCCUCCUAUUUGCUCAACCAAGUUUGCGCAAGCAUUACAUCAUAUUAGACAACAAGAGUUCUUUCAACAACAACAAAAGAUACAACAGCAGCAACAACAACAGCAACAACAACAACAAAAUGAACAACAACAACAACAACAACAACAACAACAACAACAUAUGGGACCACCUCCAAUGGUAGAAUUUGCAGACCACAUGAAUUUGGCACGUAUAGAGUUGGAGCAAAUCUUAAAUUUGAUCGAUUUCAAAGGCAACAAGGACGUGGCAGUGUGCAAUGUCGACAAGCCUCCCAUAUCGAUGAAUCGUGAGUUGUCAGACACAAUGAUCAAAAUCAGUUCAAAGCAACAGAGUCUAUCGACCAUGGGAGACAAACUGAUUCAAGGAGCUGCUCGAAUGAAAUCAACCAUCAAUACAGUGUCGUCGUGGUGGAACGAUGUUUCCAUACUGCGAUCGAAAUGGAGACUCAAGGGAAAAGAUACCAUCUCCCCAUUCACAUCCAACAAUAGCAACAAUCCUUCAACAUCGGUGGCAUCGGCAAUUGCAUCCAACAAAAAGCUAUCAUUGGACUAUGGAUUCUACACUGCAGGAUCGUUUAUCGAACAAACAGAGGCAUCAUUAUCAAGAGGUGCAAAAGGUGAAAUAGUAAUCGAAUUUCCUCAUCUACCCUAUCAAUCAUCAAUCGAUAAAAAACUCUAUGUAAAUGUUAAAUCCAGAGAACAAAAUAAUAUUUUUAAUAAUAAUAAUUCUUCAAAUAAUUUUGAUAGACAAACUUUAAUACCAAAAUAUAAAAUUAAUUUAGAUGAGCAAAGUAAAUGGGAUAAAGCAACUUUGGAUGAAUUUCGGAAACUUUCUUUUUUUAAAUGUACAAAAUUAUUAAACAAGGCUCAAAAAUAUCAAUUUAAUAAUGAAUUGUUUGAAAAUUUGUGUAGAGAAUUAUCACAAUCAGAAAAUAAGAAUGAAAAUAUAAUACAAACAGAAAAAGAAUUAAGAAUAGAAUGUGGAAACUUGAAUUUAUUUAUUGGAAUGGAUACUGUUAAAAAAUCAAAAACUCCUUCUCCUACACCUCCUCUUCAACCACAACAACAACAACCGCAACAACAGAUUGUUCAAUUUAAUAAUCAACAACAACAACAACAAGAAAUUGGUAAACAAAAAAUUGAUAGAUUAUUAUUUGUAUUAAAAUUGGUACUAUGUCACCACCGUUCAUCGCAUACCGAUGAAAUUCUUGCACACAUCCAAAUCACAAAUCAUCUCGAUAAAUAUUUAAUUGAUAAACUACCUCAACAACAAUUCAUUGAUAUGGAAUUUAUUUUAAAUAUUGAUAAUAUUAAUAAUAAUGAAACUAUAACAACUACAACAACAACAACAACAAAUACAACUAAUAAUAAUAAUAAUAAUCAAAAUGGCACACAUAAAGAGGAUUUUUCAAUUAUAAAAGAAGGUCAUCAAAAUGAUCAUGAUAAUAAUAAUAAUAAUGGUAGCCAUACUAAACAACCAAAACAACAACAACAUGAGAAUGGGUAUCAUCAAUUAAAAAAGAAAAAGAAUAUUUAUGAAAAGUCAAACAAUAAUAAUAAUAAUAAUAGUAAUAUUACAAAAAUGAAUGGUAAAAAGAUUAUAGAAUUGGAAGAUGAGGAAUAUCAAGAUGGAGAAGAGGAUAUAAAUAAUAUGGAUAACCAUAACGAUAAUAAUAAUAAUAAUUUUAAAAAAUUAAAUAUCUUAAAGACGACAGAAACAGGAAAAGGAAACAAAGUGAAUCAACGAUAUCGCCAAGUAAAGAAAUUUAAAAUAUAA
Cavenderia fasciculata is the source of this 1998-nucleotide messenger RNA. RefSeq lists its product as uncharacterized. Gene Ontology annotation, molecular function: transcription coregulator activity. The transcript has 5 exons. The record is from RefSeq and is a predicted model, not a curated record. Gene Ontology annotation, cellular component: mediator complex; core mediator complex. Lineage: Eukaryota; Evosea; Eumycetozoa; Acytosteliales; Cavenderiaceae. Gene Ontology annotation, biological process: regulation of transcription by RNA polymerase II. The coding region runs from base 1 to 1998 and encodes 665 amino acids.